AAAAAAAUUUUGUGGUUAUGCUAGUUAACUUGCGGCUGUGACGUUGUACACAUUUGUAUUUGUGUUGAACGAUUAAUUUACGACGUGAUUCCAAAUUUUGUUGCACGUUGCAUGUUUUUAAUUGUUAUAAGCUUCAUUGAUUAUUCUUCACAGAAUAUUAAGUCAACCAUCUUAUUGAAAGUGCUCUUGUUGAUAAAACACGUGGAUAUCUGAGCUACAGCUCAGUUUUACGUCGAAUGUUGAGAUUCAAAUGUCAUCGUAUCGCACUCCUAAGAGUGGUUCACACCACUUAAGACCACCAAGUACUAGUGUACCCUCUAUUUUAAGGAAAAAAAACGUUUCCACUUUAAAUAAUAUUCCAAAACCAAAAGUCCACUUUAACCUUGUUGAUAAUUUGAAGUCAUUGCUGAUUAAUUUCAAUCAAAAUAAUGAUAAAGAAAAAUUACAUUAUAACAAUCUAAUAUGUGACAUUAGAGAUGCUGCAGCAGAAAUUAAGGAUGCUGAGCUAGUGAAACUAUUAAAAGAUGCUAGAAAUUGUGUGAAUAUAUUAAAUGAAAAUCUUACACUUUUUGUUAAAGUAAUACUGAUAUUAAAAUGGAAGGAUAGAAGUGAAGAAGUUGUAAAUGAAUAUCGAGCGUUUUUGUUAGAUGUAUGUUCUGCUUACAACUACCAUACAAAGUUUGCCAUAGAACAGCUAGUGUCUUGUUUUUCUCAAGUUGAUAAUUCUAUAAUUGAUAGAAUAUAUGGUAUGCCAAAUGAAAGUGAAGAAAAAGGAUAUCAAAAUGUGCAUGAAACACUGAAGGCUUUACUAAAUACUAUACCUCUAUCAAAAGACAUAUUGAUGACAACUUUACAAAAGAAGUUUCCAUAUAAAAAAAGCAGUCCUGAAGUACAUUUACAUUAUGUGCACAACUUGUUGUUAAUUACUCAGUAUGAACCUUCUUUAAGAAGAAAUAUAUUGAAUUUAAUGAUUAAUAAAUUAGUUGAAAUUGAUGUACAUAUUCCAAAAGAAGAAUUAGAAAGAUUGGGGUCCUGUUCAAGUAAUGAAAUAGAAGAAAAUAUUUUUGCUAUGGAUGUUGAUGGAGAUUGUAUAUCAGCAAGUCCUGAAAUACAAGAAUCAGAAUCUUUUGUGUGUACAUUAGAUAUGUGUUUAAAGAGAAUAUUUGAUUACAUUAAAACAUUUUGUUAUGACAAAGAAGGAGUAUUAUUGUGGGAUAACACUAAGCUGUUGUAUCAAGAUCUUUUAUCAGUAUUUGAAAGUGAAAUUUUACCCACUUAUGCUAGUAGUCAUGUACAAUAUAUUAUUUAUUACUUUUUGAGUUUUAAAUUUAUAUUAGCUGAAAAAUUUAGUUGUUGGUUAUGGAAAAAGUGCUGUGAUGUGUCUGCCCCAUCGACUAUUCGUCAAGCUGCUGCUGGAUAUUUGGCUAGCUUCAUGAGUAGAGCACCUUUUAUUUCUAUUAACGUAUUGAAAAAUACUGUUGGUGAUAUGUCUGUUUGGUGUAAUAAUUACAUAAACAGAGUUGAUAAAUCAGUAAAAGUUGUUAAUGAAGAACUUUUAAGAUGGCACGCUGUGUUCUAUUCUUUGUGUCAAUCAUUAUUUUAUAUAAUUUCAUUUCGACAUGAAGAUUUAAUGGAUAGUAAAAGAAAUUUAAAGUUUAUGGAAAAUUUAAAUCUAUCAAAAAUAGUGACUUCUCGUUUAAGCCCUUUACGACUGUGCUGUGCAAGAGUUUCAAGUCAAUUUGCUUUAGUUACAAAAAAUUAUCAACUAACAUAUUGCUAUACUGUUAUGGAUGGGCAUAUUAGAAUCACAGAGCAAUCUAUUAAAGAUGAAUGGCUUUAUGCAUUUUUUCCUUUUGAACCUUAUGUUUUACCAAGAUCAAAGAGUGUAAUAAUGUCCAAUCUCUUUAGAAACUUUGAUGAUAGCUUAAGCCGUAGUCUGACUACAGAAGAAGACGAAGAGAAAGACUCAUCCCUAAUUGAAAAUAUGGAUAUAAGUCCAAGUUUACUAUCUUCAAGCUCUCCUGCAAAAACUGAUUGGUUAGGUCAUUUAAUUAUUCAUCAGAAUCCUCCCAUAUUAUAAAUUGGUUAUAAUUUUAUGUUAAUAAAAUUAAUUUAAAACUAUAAA
Messenger RNA from Daktulosphaira vitifoliae (grape phylloxera), 2125 nucleotides. Its product is annotated as RNA polymerase I-specific transcription initiation factor RRN3-like. Lineage: Eukaryota; Metazoa; Arthropoda; Insecta; Hemiptera; Phylloxeridae. The transcript is spliced from 11 exons. Gene Ontology annotation, cellular component: nucleus. The coding region runs from base 251 to 2080 and encodes 609 amino acids. Gene Ontology annotation, molecular function: RNA polymerase I core binding; RNA polymerase I general transcription initiation factor activity. Gene Ontology annotation, biological process: transcription initiation at RNA polymerase I promoter. The record is from RefSeq and is a predicted model, not a curated record.